This is a messenger RNA of Exophiala xenobiotica, 2055 nucleotides long. RefSeq lists its product as uncharacterized. The record is from RefSeq and is a predicted model, not a curated record. The transcript has a single exon. NCBI's taxonomy places the organism in Eukaryota, Fungi, Ascomycota, Eurotiomycetes, Chaetothyriales, Herpotrichiellaceae. Gene Ontology annotation, molecular function: protein serine/threonine kinase activity; ATP binding. Gene Ontology annotation, biological process: peptidyl-serine phosphorylation; intracellular signal transduction. Bases 1 to 2055 code for a protein of 684 amino acids.
AUGCCUUUCGUCAACGCCGUUAGUCGGAAGCGACGUCAAUCCUCUACAGCCAAGCGGUCUCCGACAAGAAGAGAGCCGAGUCCACGACCGUCUAAACUGCCCAAGCUCAAUCAUCUCCUCUACGAUGGCACCAGUUCCCGGUCGAUGGAGUCUACCAGCACUGGUCGAUCUAAGGCCAGCGUCAAGACUCAACUCAAGAGAGGCGUUUCCAGCAUCAAGACGAUAUUAGGUCUAGGAGGAAGAACCAAUGAUACCAAUCUACCACAUCAGACUGUUUUCGCCUCAACUCAAGGCUCUCAGCUGGGCUACAUCCUCCAGAAUGACUCCGAUGCUACCACCCUAUACCAUCCCUUGACCAUUCGGUUGACCGGCAUGAACGACAUUCCUGAUGUAAAUGCCAAUGACAUCCCCUCCUCAACCGUCAAGAGUGCCCCGAUGAGUCCUGUACCACAAGAGACGGACGAGCACAUGAUGGAAGCAGCUGAAUGGGUUGUCAACCAUGGCCGCCGCGGCGUUCGACGCAGUCAAUCAGUCCCAGGCCUACAACGCCUCAUAACACAAAAGUUCCAUCAGACGUUUGGCAAUCCAACCGUCGUGAAACGGUCAGAAUUGCGGUCUCGACCAAGUGUUCAAGCUCUAGUGCAAGAAGCAGUGGAGGUAGUAUCAGCUCUACAGUCGUCGACACCUUCUACCCUCAACAGUGGCUGGGCCUCACCGGCCGAACAGGCCUCAUCAACUCCACUCACGUCCGUGCCUGUCACCCCGACAUCCAUUGCCCGCAGAGAGAGCAUGAAUCCUUUUGACAUGGACCGUCAAACCUAUUUGGUAGAGUCCAGGCUUCUGACACCCAUUCCUGAGUCUACUGUCACACCGUCCCUCACUAUCAAAACAGUCGAGGCUGCCGCAGCUGCGAAACUCUUCUUCGAGCUGCACUUCAACUCUUUACUCAAUGAAACCCCUUCAAGGGCAAUCCGGUGUCGAGAAUUGGAGACCAAGCUCAGAGAACACCAUUUUCCUGCUGGCAGUCAGCAUCGAGCUAGAAAGGCAUGGGAACGUGCAGAAAGCGAGCAUCUCCGACAGACUCGAGUACUCAAGAAUACCACAAAUCUUGCAAGAGCGAGCGAAGGGAUCCAUAUUGGUGGGUUUGAAGUCAUCAGUGUUCUCGGCAAAGGCAGUUUCGGGGUUGUUCGUCUCGUGAAAGGGAAGGCGGAGAACGCAAGAGGUGACGCCGAGAUCAGCGCCACCGAGAAGCGGCCAGAAUGCAAGCAGUCACGAGCCAGUCUGAAGUCCUCGCCUGCACGAUGGCCUGGUCCGCUCCCCAACAGGAGACGAGAUCUAGCCAAGGGGAAGAAAGAAGUGUUCGCCAUGAAAGUCAUCCGCAAGUCCGAGAUGAUUCGGAACGCCCAAGAGGGACAUCUGCGAGCCGAACGAGACUUCCUUGCUGCAGCAGAAGGAUCCAGGUGGAUCAUUCCGUUGAUUGCCGCCUUCCAGGAUCAGAAGCACUUAUAUCUUGUUAUGGAGUAUUGUAUUGGAGGCGACUUUCUCGGACUCCUCAUUCGAAAGAACAUUCUCAGCGAAGAGGCCACCAAAUGGUACAUUGCAGAAAUGAUUUUGUGCGUCGAGGAGGCUCACCGCAUGGGAUGGAUACAUCGUGACGUGAAGCCGGACAAUUUCCUCAUUGCUGUCGAUGGCCAUCUGAAAAUAUCCGAUUUUGGCCUUGCUUUCGAUGGAGACUGGUGCCAUGACCAGAAGUUCUAUCAAAAGAGUCGUAACUCCCUGCUCGAACAACUAGGGAUUGAUAUCGAAGGCGAUGAGCAAGAUAAACAGGAAAGGCAACUCGAACAGUGCGCAGACAAUGCAACGCACCCUUUACGGAAGACUGGGAACCAUAACAAAUCCGAAUCCAAAGACGAACCAUCUGUUGGCGAGCCAAUCCUGGAUUGGCGAAACCGUGCUCAAUGUCGACGCCUCGCACGAUCUGUCGUUGGGACAUCGCAGUACAUGGCCCCGGAGGUCAUUCGAGGCGAGAUGUAUGAUGGACGAUGCGACUGGUAG